CGGAGCGUAGAAGAAGAAAAUGCGGAAGUGAAUCUUAAACAACCAGUGGAGUGACUCAAGCGUGUUCGAUGAGGCAGGCUGCUGGCUCGUUAUCUAGAAACUUCCAGCACAGUUCACUUGAGAGGGAGAGGUGACAGCGCGUAUAAACACUUUGUCCGAAGAGGGGAACAUAUUCGACGGUAACAUGUCUGUCAUAUCGGAGGAAAGUGUCCGAGGGGGGAGCGUGUUUAAGGACAUUGGCACCGUAGACGAAGACUGGCAGCCCACGGAGAUCGAGAGCAUGUGUAUGAACUGCCACCAGAACGGUAUGACACGUUUACUGCUCACUAAGAUCCCGUUCUUUAAAGAAGUCAUCGUCAGCUCGUUCAGCUGUGCCAACUGCAGCUGGUCCAACACCGAGAUCCAGUCUGCAGGCCGGAUCCAGGACCAGGGCAUUUCCUACACACUGAAAGUCAAAUCUAAACAGGACUUGAACCGGGAAGUGGUGAAAGCAGACAGUGCCACCACCAAGAUCCCUGAGCUGGAUUUUGAAAUCCCUCCCUACACGCAAAAAGGUGCCCUGUCCACCAUCGAGGGGCUUUUAGACCGAGCAGUUGCAGGAUUGGAGCAAGACCAGCCAGUUAGACGAGCCACAGACCCUGAAGUGGCUGAGAAGAUAGACGAGUUCAUCCAGAAGCUGAAGAAGUUAAAAGAUGUAGAGGAGGAAUUCACACUGGUGAUUGAGGAUCCAUCUGGGAACAGUUUUGUGGAGAAUCCCCAGGCCCCUCAGAAGGAUGAGGCUCUCACCGUGACCCGGUUCAAGAGAUCAGUGCAGCAGGACAUCAUGCUGGGGAUACGAGCCGAUGACGACUUGGAUGAAGAGCCGUCUGGAAGCGACCUGGACACCAUGAGAAAUGAAGUGUUGGUCUUUGACACGAACUGCCCAGACUGCAACGCCCCGUCCUCCACCAACAUGAAGCUGGUCCAGAUCCCUCACUUCAAGGAGGUCAUCAUCAUGGCGACAAACUGCGACAGCUGCAGCCAUCGCACCAACGAGGUGAAGUCUGGUGGAGCCACCGAGGCCCUGGGCACCAAAAUCACCCUGAACAUCACCGACCCCUCAGACAUGACGAGAGACGUGCUCAAGUCAGAGACCUGCUCCAUCCUCAUCCCAGAGCUGGAUUUCGAGCUGGGGAUGGCGGCUCUGGGAGGGAAGUUCACCACUCUGGAGGGGCUCCUGAAGGACAUCAAAGAUCUGAUCGUCUCCAAGAACCCCUUCAUCUGCGGGGACAGUGGCUCCUCGGACCGUUUGGAGAAGCUGAGGGAGUUCGGGGAGACGCUGGAUAAGGUCAUAGCCGGGAAGAUGAAAGUCCAGUUUAUCCUGGACGACCCAGCGGGGAACAGCUACCUGCAGAACGUGUACGCACCUGAUCCAGAUCCUGAGAUGACCACGGAGAAGUACACUCGCACGUUUGAGCAGAACGAAGACCUCGGCCUGAAUGACAUGAAGACCGAGGGAUACCAGCAGGGACAAUAAGCUACUGCAGAAAGGACUAAAGUUAGAUAUUCAUGUCGAGUUAAACCCAGUGUGAUUAUACAUGGCUCCAUAUUUUCUGUAAUUUCAUACUUUCUAAGUUAAACAUUGGGUGAAAGGUUGUUUUCAUCUUAACAUGAACAGUGAGAGGAAAUUUAAGUUUAAAUAUACGCUGAGAAAAGAAGCACUUGAGUAACUUAUUUGCAGCACAAGAUGUCAUUGAAGACAAUCUCUUCAGUCUGACUCUUGAACACUUUGUUGCAUUCUCAUGACUUCCCAGAAGAUGGCACUCUGUUGCCUUUAAAUAUGAUUUCUUCUCCCUGAGAGGACCACAGACUGUGUGACAAAUUCAUGUUUUUCACACCUGUAAGCUGAACACAACAUAAAUAAAGUGUCCACAGUGAUAUUUUAGAUCUGGUCA
This is a messenger RNA of Notolabrus celidotus (New Zealand spotty), 1934 nucleotides long. RefSeq names its product ZPR1 zinc finger (gene zpr1). The transcript has a single exon. NCBI's taxonomy places the organism in Eukaryota, Metazoa, Chordata, Actinopteri, Labriformes, Labridae. Gene Ontology annotation, cellular component: cytoplasm; nucleus. The coding region runs from base 185 to 1516 and encodes 443 amino acids. The record is from RefSeq and is a predicted model, not a curated record. Gene Ontology annotation, molecular function: zinc ion binding.